Messenger RNA from Saccoglossus kowalevskii, 5532 nucleotides. RefSeq lists its product as uncharacterized. The record is from RefSeq and is a predicted model, not a curated record. NCBI's taxonomy places the organism in Eukaryota, Metazoa, Hemichordata, Enteropneusta, Harrimaniidae. Gene Ontology annotation, molecular function: signaling receptor binding.
AUGGAUAGAAUUGAAGAAAUUAAGGAUUUUCAAACUUCUCUUCGAACUGAUGAAAAUGACAAUAGGGACGUCAAAUGCAGCGAUGUGAAAGAUGACACACCGUGUGAUGCUGAGGGCAACACAACCUCCUUGGAUGAGGAGAGUGACUUAGUUGCCAUAGCAACAGACUUGGAUGGAACCGAUGACAUAGCUGCACUUCUAGGGAAUUCCAGCAAGGCAACAAAUACCACACGAACACGGCGAAGAGACUGGAAAAAGCGAGUUGCUGACUACGUGAGUAGUCUGCCAAGCAUUGAUAAAUAUGAAGAGCUAGGGGUUUUGUCUCCUCUUGAUGAGGAGAGCCUGGAUUCAAAGAGACCUAAAUUGGUUGACCAACCACAGUGUCUAACAGAUAAAGCUGAAAGUGAUGAGAGAGUUGAAGAAUUAUCACCCAGACGUCAGUCCCUGGGAAGACUUAGAAGUGGAGAUUCCAUAUCAUCUAGUAACCUAACAAGUCCCCUUGCAUCCUCAUCUUCUGGUGAGCGAGCUUUCCGUCUAUGGCUGGACUCCAAGGAUUCAGAAAAUGUAGCCAUACCAGACAGUCCUGUAUCACCUCCACCUGCUGCCAUGGUAACAGAAGAUAAAGAACGAAAGAAAUUAGCUAAAGGUAAAUUGAUUCGAUCCUCAAGUAGUGAAGAUGAUCUCUCAUUGGGCGCUGACGCAAUGCAUUACACUCAACCAGAGAUAAUUGGUCGACCCAUGUCGGUUGCAGUUCCUAAUCCUAGUGCAAAACAGUCUUUGACAAAUGAAGAAAUCUUAGCAUAUGCUGGUCGAACAACAAGUUCAACACCAAUAACAGUCAAUGAUAAAAGAUCAAGGUUAUCCAUGAUGUCGGAAAAACAUAGCAGUAUGACAUCUGAUCUGUCAGAAUUGACAACCACAACAACAAUAUCAAGUGUUGAGGAAUUACUACAGGCUCGUAAUGAUCCAGAGGAACUGUUAUUGAACCUUGGGUUUGGUAUGACGAAGGUAGAGGAUACCACAUCAAGAAUCCCAGAGAGAUUUCUUAGACAACCAUCCCAAGCUCAAGGAAUCAAUGUACGACAAUUCCUGGAACAUGAGCAGGAGAAGGUAGAGAACCGAGCGGCUGCUGUUGGUGGAUAUAUUGGGAUUGAAGGUGCUGGUGUUUUCCGCAAAGGGGGCGCCACGGUCGUCAACAAAGUUGCCACAAUGAACAGCAUUAUUAACCUGAUGAAGCGAAAUGUAGCACAGGCUUCAGAAGAGAAAUCAACAACUUCUAUACCUUCCAAUUUCACUAAAGAAAUUACUAUAACUGAUGAAAAAAUUAAAGACAAUGAAAAAACAGAAAGAACACUCUCCCCAUCAUCACCUAGGAAAUUUGUGUCUCUUGUUGCCAAGGCAACUAAACAGUCUGAUAACUGUCAGGGGGAGGACAGUGCAUCUAUCACCAUGGAAACCAGUCCUCAAAGGAAUCUGAUACAGGAAGUGAUAAUUGAAGAAAAAGAACCAGAUAUAUGCAGUCAAAAAACAAAACAUUAUCUUGAAUCUGGUAAUAGAAAUAAUUUAUUUAACGGGUCAUUAGACGAUCCUGAUUCAACCCCUGUGCCAACAAGAUAUGUGAAAGAUGAAAAACAUACCAUUGAUGAAAAUUGGCAAGAAAUUACCAAAACUGAAAUUAGUGAAAUUGCAAACUUUCAGGAUUUAGAGCACAAUGAUGAUGACCAAUGUUUGCUCGAAAGAACACUGACAGAAGAGGAUAUCAAAAUUGCUGCCAUGGAUACGCUGGAGGAUGAAAUUCAUCCUGUUGCUGUCAUGGUUAUCGAUGAUAUCGAAAACAAUGACCUAUGUAACAUUUCUGACAGCUUUACUAAAAAUCAGAUUGAUCAUGUUGCCAAGGUUCCUGAUCCUGUUGUAAAUAGAUGUAAAGUUGAUACAAUGGUUACAAAAAAAUGUGCUGAAUUCAGUGAUGAUGCUUUUUGGAUGAGAACCUCAGAUAGCGUUAGUACAAACAAGCCAGAUUUUUCGAAUUCAGACAUUUCUACAAGAAAGUUAAAAAAAGACAGGCUUCAGUCUGGCAAGCAAAAAGAAUCAAUGGAUGAUGUCAAAAACUGUCCUGUUGUCUCAGUGGAAAAGUACACACACCUCAAGGAAAUCGCCAAAUUUCAUAUUGUAGAUACUCGGAAACUUGAACAGAAUUCAGCAGAAAGAACUUUGAAAAUUACCUUACUUUCUAUCAUUGAUUCCCUAGCAAGUGAAACAAUAGGAGCAAGUCAGGUGUCACAUGACAACUCAGGACGCCAUAAUUUGAUAGAUCUCAAUGCAUCUAGCGAAUCAGUUAAUAGUACUGAAAAUAACGCUGAGCGCAAGGAUCAGUCAUUUCAGGAAAGCCUGAAUUCUAAGUUUGAUAAUAUUUACAGUGCAAUACAUACCAUUGAAGAUAGUAUUUCUGCGGAUGAGCGAACACACAGACGAGAAUGUUCUGAUCAGUCAGGGAAGGUGUUUUCGCACACACCACAAAAAUUUGGGCAUUCACACACAGCAGAGAGUGUACAUGAAACUACAACAGACAACGAUGAAUUAUUUGAGAAAGCAAAUUAUACCCACUCUGAAAGUGUAGAUUAUUUUGAAGAUGAUAGUAUUCUUAGAGAGACUAAUGCCAAAGAUGUGCUUGAACAAGUACAAAAACAUUUGCGGAAAGCAUCAAAAAAAUUUGAAAGUGAGAAAGCAAAUGUGGCACAUUUUGCCAAAACGAACAAACCUUACAUUGAAAAAACUACCACACGAGACCAGUUGCUAUGGAAACAAGACGAUGCAGCAGGGAAUAACAUGUACAAAGAAAAAAAUAGCUUUGUGUGCACACAAGUACUAGGUAAAGAUUCAGAUUGUAAAAUGUCAUGGAAACCACAUGCUAAAGAAGAGAAAGAGAGAAUUCAUCAUCGAGAAAUUAAGAGAAUGCCACAAGUUCCUCAAGAAUCUUUUGAAAUUGAGGAGAUUGACAGUGGUGACCAGACCAUGGAAGACUAUUUCAUCCAGUCAAAUAACAGUCCACCAAAUCGUAGUAUCACUUCAGGCACCUUGAUGCGCACAGCCAGCGCACAAUCAGACAGCAGCGGCUUUGCUGAUGACGCAAAUGUAGAUAUUCCUGUCCCAAUUCAAAUCAAGUUCACCACUAUGGAUAGUUGUGACGACAUUUCUGACCCCCAAAAAGAUGACCCAAAACAAGUUAAUUCUCAUCUGUCAAAUGUAAAAAUGUCAUCCUCUGAAUCUUCAGCAUCUGAUGUUACCAUAGCAACACAAUUUGAACGAAAAUUUCCCUAUACAUCUGAAGAAAAUAAGAAAGCGGAACUUACAAAAACUGCCACGCCAGCUCUGCCUGUAGUUUCGUCCAUUUCUCAUGCCAAGAUGCCUGUAUCUUGUUCAGUCUCCUUGUUGUCUCCAACAUCAACUUGUGUUGUAUCUUCAGAGCCAGCAGUAUCUGGAUCACCUGUUAUCCCUGCAAAAACAAUGACUGCUUCAACUGUACCUUUAGAAGUUGAAUCACCAUCUACUUCAAGAAAAAAAUUCUCAUCAGGCUCAGUAUUAUCUCCAGCAUCUAGUGAGUCCCCGUCCUCUUUGCGACCGGUUAAAAUCUCUCUUACUGAACCUAGUCCCGCUGAGGAAGUUGGAACGAUCUUAGAAUCACUGCAACAGACUAUAGAAGAAACUACAGGUGCCAGUCAUAUAGAAAUUAGAAAACGUCCACGAAGGAGAGUUCGAACUGAGCGAUACCUUUAUCGAUCACGGUCAGGAAGUGAAGACGAAUUCGUAAGAGUGCUGGCAGAAGUUCUUCCUGAAGAUCCUGACGAAGGCAAGAGAAGAGGAAUAUUGAAAAGAACAUCUUCUGUUGAUUGUACGCCAGAAUUCAAUGUACCGCGAGGAAGGAGAUUGCGAAAGACGCGUAGUAUGGAUGAAGAUCGUGUGAUGGAACAGAAGAUAAGUAUCGAAAGUGAGAUAUGUAAAGAGAAAUUGUUAUCCGAGAAAGAUUGUGAGAUGAAGAUGAACAUGACAUUUGAGAAUAGCAGAGAUGCAAGAAAGGCUUUUCGAAAUGAGAAAAAAGGAGACCAGGAGAAAGAAAAUGUUGUUCCCCUGGAUAUUAGAUGCAAGAUGAAUGAACAUGAAAGAAGGUCCCAGUGUGAAAUAGGCAUCAUGACAGACGCCAUUGUACCAGAGGACCACAUUGUAAAAACUGCUAGAGGUUUACAGAGAAGUGGAAUUGUGGUGAGUGAGAGUGUGAACAUGCAAUCUUCUCAGGAACCAAGACUGGAUCCAGAGAAAGAAAUAGGUGUCAUUACUGAUGUUGCAUCUGAUAACAGAAGUAAUUCAAACAGUGAAAAAGCUGAUACAAAUAAGGUUAUAUGUAAUGCUGUCAUUGGAGGAGUCAAAACUGAGGUUGAAGUGGAUGCCGAAUACUCUACUGAGAAUCAACAUCUAAAAAAGACCCAUUUGAAUAAACUUGACAUCUCUCCAAUUCUACGAACGUCUACUUCAUUAGAUAGUAAUCAAAGCAUGUCGGAUUCGUCGCUGAUAAGCGGCAAACAGAUGAAUAUUGGGACUGAAUCCAUCAUGAGACAUCAACACGUGGUGUCUCCUACAGGUGAGCGGCAUUAUGUCGCGUCAGAGCCAUCGCUAACCGCAUCAGAAGACGGUGAUCUCAUUGAUAGGGUUACCAGAUCCAGUCAGUACCCAGGAUCGGAAAAGUCCUAUCGUAGUGUUGAUGGCCGAGAACGUAAUUGCCCACCACGUUUGAAGCAUCAACAAAGCUGGGCAGAGGAAGCUAACUUGGACACAGAGCCAUUUUUGAAUGAUUCCCCACAUGAAGCCUUCAUGGACGAAUUAUACGGCCGUUCAAGUAGACUUUCAAAGUUCCUAUCUCAUGGAAGCAGCUAUGAGGAUGAUGAUGUCACUCCCUUAAGAGAGGAUGAGUUCAUUAGAGUUAUGAGGGGUGGUCGAGAGGUUUGGAUGUCAAGACUUGAAUAUGAUAGAAUGAGGGAUGAGCUAAUCUUGAAAGCUUUGCUCCAACAACCAAAUCAUGCUAAUCGUCGAGUUGGUCUUCAGUUGCCGCCUAUGUUAUUUCGAGAUGAGCCAACACAGUGGGAGACACUGACAGAAUUAGAGAGCGCAAUGAAGGAGAUACGAUAUUUACAGCAAGGUGUGCAGAAAUAUAAAGCAGAUCUUAUAUCGUUGGAGAUCAUAUCAGGUCAACAGUUUGAGUCGGUGUAUGAUCAGUUGGACCCGGAAGAAAGAGAUGAUUGGGAGUCUCUGAAAGAAUUGAGAUUGAAGAUUAUUGAAGAGGUCUAUGAGAUGGAAAAAUUGUUAUCAGAAAGAACUAAGACAAUUUCAAAAAUACGUGAUAAGGGACAUCGACUACAUGAAGAAACAGUUCCAGAACAUCUUUGUCAGAGUUUAGAUAUGAUUAAACAGGUAUAUAGCAGUCUUUGUAUAUGUCCAGUGGUUUUGAAGAAGAUUUUUUGUUUUGUUAAAUCCUUGUCAUGA